AACUUUCCUAGUCCAUAUUCUAUUUGAUAAUCGGUGCCUUAAACCAAAGCCCUAUCCUCACCCGCCUGAUUUUCUAUCGCAAUCUGCAUCCUGAAUUGCAGCUUGAAGUUGAAUCCAUCGAUAAUAUGCGACUUCCUUUUCCGAGGAAAAGUCUGCUGUCUCAAGAGUGCGUGUGUGUAGGUAGUUACACGGCCUUGAUAAGAUGGGGUAAGUCAUGUCUGAGGUGUGUGAUAAGGCGGGGUACCGCUUCCGGUGCAGGAGAGAGUGCAUUUCGGCGUGGGGUGUUUUGUCCGGGAAGCGGCCGACGACGACGGAAUGAGACAAGAUCAUUGAGAAGUGAGGAAGGGUCACAGGCUAUUGGAAGAUAUCGCCUCGUCUUGCACGCCGGCCUCUCAGCUGGCUGUUGGCGUUUCUCAGCUCCUCCGGGGUGCGCGGGGCUCCUGUUGUCACCACACAAGCCACAACGCACCGAGCUGCGCUUGUCCAUACUCUGUACACAGCUGCUUCGCGCGCAUCACACCCAGUCACUUGGUACAGAUACAGGCGCAUGCUUUUACCUGCCCGCUUCCCCGCCACGUUCCCCAUUUCGACAUGGCCGAGCAAGCAGGUAAACCUAACGUGAUGCUCCUGCGCCUCGGGUUCCUGGCGUAAUGCUAAAAGGCUGAGCCUUGCGCACCUGGGGCCUCUCGCCAGUUCCAACGGCGGGAGCCGUCCUGC
Messenger RNA from Ilyonectria robusta, 717 nucleotides. RefSeq lists its product as uncharacterized. NCBI's taxonomy places the organism in Eukaryota, Fungi, Ascomycota, Sordariomycetes, Hypocreales, Nectriaceae. The coding region runs from base 126 to 611 and encodes 161 amino acids. The transcript is spliced from 2 exons. The record is from RefSeq and is a predicted model, not a curated record.